CUCUCGUUGGCCUUUCAUUCGCUCAGCCCACCUCAUUCUCCAUGGCUGGAGGCACCAUCGGUGGUUGGGUGGGCUCAUCUUCUUCAUGUUUUCCCUCUUCUCCACUGCGCUCGGUUCGUGAAGCUGAAUUUAAAUCAGCUUAAAGGUAACCUGACAAGCCUAAUUGAGUUCCGGGGAGUGACAACCCAGGGGACACGAAAGAGGAGAGAGAAGAAAGGAACACCUGGUGGCGAUGGAGGAAUCUGGCCCAAAGGUAAUUGGAAGUAUGGAAGCCGGUGGAGUAAUGCAAAUGGGUCAAAAUGGAAUGAGCAGUGAAAAGUGGCUGCUAUGUCCAUAGAGAGCUCUCUCUCUCUCUCUCUCUCUCUCUCUCUCUCUCUCUCUCUCCUCCACCCACUCUACUCUUGGGACUAUAGUGUGACACACACACACACACACACACACACACACGUCGCAAGAAUAGAGUGGGUCCUAGUCUAUCUAGUGAUCCGGUGUCCAGUUGUGUAGCGUGGGUUCUUGGUGCCCAGGGCAUGUCACAGAGUGGCACAGUGGAAGGCCACCCCAGCCCCAGCCCUCCCUGCUGACCGAGCCAUGGCAGUCUGAGCUGGCAGCCAGUUAAGGGAGGAAGAGGCUCGAAGGAGCAUCCCAUUUGCAAAGUAGGAGGUGGCUUCCAGAGCUUCUUGCCUCUCCUCGAUGGGCAGCAGCGCCCACCCCCUGCCUCUUGGCCAUCCCAGGGGCAGGGGCAUCCCUUCACCGGCCAUGAGGGGAAGGAGGUGGAACCGCUGCCCCAGCCCUGAAGGCUUGGCCCAGGCACAGCUUGGUGAGUGAGGGAGCCAGGGGGCACGCCUAGUUGUGCCCCCUCGUGCCCUUUCAAAAAAUCUGUGCCUAGGGCCAUGGCUUCCCUGGGCCGCCCCACGCUAUGUCCCUGCUGGUGCCAAAGCUUGGUCCCCUGAACCAUUUAAUAUCCCGCCACAUUCUGGAAAGGGCUGAAAAUUUAGGUGUGGGGCGGGGAACCCUGGUUAUCUCUCGCCAGAGUGGUGGAUGCUCUGGUUAUCUCUCGCUUGGACUACUGCAAUGCGCUCUAUGUGGGGCUCCCUUUGAAGGUGACCCGGAAACUACAACUAAUCCAGAAUGCGGCAGCUAGACUGGUGACUGGGAGUGGCCGCCAAGACCACAUAACACCGGUCUUGAAAGACCUACACUGGCUCCCAGUACAUUUCCAAGCACAAUUCAAAGUGUUGGUGCUGACCUUUAAAGCCCUAAACGGCCUCGGUCCAGUAUACUUGAAGGUCUCCACCUCCAUCGUUCUGCCCGGACACUGAGGUCCAGCGCCGAGGGCCUUAUGGUGGUUCCCUCGCUGCAAGAAGCCAAGUUACAGGAAACCAGUCAGAGGGCCUUCUCGAUAGUGGCACCCGCCCUGUGGAACGCCCUCCCACCAGAUGUCAAAGAGAAAAAUAACUACCAAACUUUUAGAAGACAUCUGAAGGCAGCCCUGUUUAGGGAAGCUUUUAAUGUUUAAUAGGUUAAUGUAUUUUAGUGUUUUUUGGAAGCCGCCCAGAGUGGCUGGGGAAACCCAGCCAGAUGGGCGGGGUAUAAAUAAUAAAUUAUUAUUAUUAUUAUUACACCACAAAUUGCAACAGGUUAGAUGCUCAGGCAGUGCCAUGCUUCAGUGUCCACACCUUUGGAAGAGAGGAGGACUAAAGGAAUCCCAAAACAACUUGGUUCCUUCCAUGCCACCUUAUUGUUCCCAGGUUGCUCCAUCAGGUCCAGGGGCUACCAGCUGCCACUGGGAGAGUGAUUUGUUUGGAGAGGAAAAGAAAUGGAAACCAGUGCCCCAAAGGCAGAUGGUGCUGUGUCCUGCUCCCCCACUGACCCAGACAUACUUGCGGCUGCUAGUUGUAUGAUAAAGUGUGGUCCUGCAGGCCGCCGAAGGAGGGAUAAUCACAGCCCUUUCUCAAAUGAUAGGGACUCUGUUGCAGCCCAAUUCCCUCGGCAAAAAAGUGUUGUUAUUACAGCAAUUGCUGGGAACUGGUUUAUUGCAGGGGACAAAAAAAGAAUAAGAAAGGUGAAGCAGGGAGUCAUAGAGAGAGCGAGAGAGGGGAGGGAAUGGCCCUUUAACGGUUGCACAAAUCUUGCCAGUAGAAAAGCCCAGGCCUCUGAGGAUUCCCUUGGGCUUUUGUUCACUUUCCGUGAUGUGGCAGGCAGAUUGAGGCAAGAUGGAAGCAAGUCUGGCCUAGCAGGACUGGGCAUGAAUUUGGGAGACCUCAAAGGAUUGGUCUUGGUCAGCUGUGUGCGCACCUGAGGUCAGGGAUGGGUGAAUCUAUUCAUUUUUAUUUCCCUCGGCUUCAGUAUCCGGUGAGCUCAUUCUGUUAGCGCAUAAAUGUACACUUUUCCUCCUCUGCUCCCACAUCCCGCAUGUCUCCAGAGGACUGGGGGAAUCCUUAAAACAGAUUUAUGAGGGGAGAAGAGGAGGGAAGAUGCAUUGUGCAAGGGGAAAUCCUUGUGCCAAUGCAACUAGUUUUCUGCUGUGCGACUACCAAACAGCAGCAAAAGCAUCUGUAUAGCACUCUUAACAGUUCAACACACCUCAUAUGCAUUAUUUCCCUGUGACCCUGUACCAAUAGCCCGUCGGUGAGUGUUAAUACCAUAUUUACUCGAAUCGAAUGCUCACCUUUUUGGGCCAAAUCACGUUGCGAAAAUUAAGGUGCGCAUUAGAUUUGAUGGCACAUUUACAUUCACCAGCAAAUACUUUUUUGGUUUCAAGUUUCUGAAAAUUGAGGUGCACAUUAGAUUUGAUGGUGCAUUAGAUUUGAGUAAAUACGGUAUAUUAUCCCCAUAUUACAGAUGGAAAAGCUGAGGCAGAGAAGAAUUCCAGCUAGCCUAAUGUCGUCUGGUGAGUUCACAGCAGAAGGUGAGAUUCAGACUGGGAGACAUCACUCAGUCUCUUAGUCAUGCAGUGAUGUGAGCUCCCUGAAGCUUUCAUGCCAAGAUUGAUUAUCUCCAGGAGAGGAAGUGACUAGUUAUGUUCCUGCCAUGCGAAUCCCCAAGAAGAGGAGGCAGAGUUUCCACCAUGCUGUUGUGUAAAGGGCUUUUUUUAUUCAUGUGGAUGCCAGAUCCAUCACAGGCAGGUGAGCAAAGAGAGUGAGGAAUGAAUGGAUAAAUUUUAUUAUUUAGAUGGAGGGGGGAAGAAAAAGGUGAUCGCAUCCAAACGAGUCCCGUCUGCCAUAGAGAUAGGAGUGCAAUUAUGGGACAAUAAGGUCUACUGAGAUGAGGCUAUUGUAUCCGAACAAAAAAAAGAGAGUCGAGACGAAAUUGGUGUUGAAAAGGAAGCAGAUGGAACUGUAUUAUCUCAGCAGCAAAGACGCCAUAGAAAACCUGCAACAUCAAAGUGGCAACAGAAAGAAUUUAAGCUGCAGCACUUUCAGAUAGGAGAAGGAACAGAAUCAGCGGUGGAACAAAGGACAUGGAGGCCUGGAAUACCGCUCACCUCUUUGCCGAGGCAGAACAAGAGGGGUUGUAAAAGCAAUUAGUGCCAGGAAGGAAGCCAAAUCGCUAAUCACAGAGGCUGCAAGAAAAGUGAGGAUAUCAGAAAAGCCCUGUGGCUGGAUCAGGCCAAAGGCCCAUCUAAUUCAGUCUCCUGUUUCCCACAGGGGCGAACUAGAUGCCUCUGGAAAACACACAAGCAAAACAUGAGUACAACAGCCCACUGUUUGUGUUUACAAGAAGGAAGAAGGUUUUCAAAGCUUGGAGCUGCCUCAGAUAAUCCUGGGAACUGUAGUCUGGUGAAGUGACUAAGGUCACACCCACAGUCAUGGCUUCCCUCAGAGGAUCCUGGUCACUGGAAGCUUUAAUUCCCAGAGUCCCCUGUGAAGGAUUGAUUGUUAAGCCUCUCUGAAAAUUGGAGUUCUGCGAGGGGAAUAGGGGCCUCCUCGCAACUCUCAUCACUCUUUGCAGCUCCCAGAAUUAUCUGGGGGAAGCCAUGACUGCUUAAAGUAGUAUUAGGUAAAGGUAAAGGGGCCCCUGACCAUAAGGUCCAGUCGUGACCGCCUCUGGGGUUGAGGCGCUCAUCUCGCUUUAUUGGCCGAGGGAGCCGGCGUACAGCUUCUGGGUCAUGUGGCCAGCAUGACUAAGCCGCUUCUGGCGAACCAGAGCAGCGCACGGAAAUGCCGUUUACCUUCCCGCCGGAGCGGUACCUAUUUAUCUACUUGCACUGGUGUGCUUUCGAACUGCUAGGUUGGCAGGAAGUAAAGUAGUAUUGUAGUGCCUUAAAGGGAGUGAAUGUGGCCUAAGGUCACAUCCACACCCACCAUUUAAAGCUCUAUCAUUCCGCUUUAACAGCCAGGGAGAAUCCCGAGAACUGAAGUUUGUUAAGAGUUCCCAGCACUCUUAACAAGCUACAAUUUCCAGUGUUCCCUGGAGAGAGGGAAGAGCUGUUCAGUACUUAAGAAGAGACUGGCUGGAUUGGACCAAAGUUCCAUUUAAUACAACAUCCUGUUAUCACAAUGACUCAUGGUGGUGAUAAGGGCGUAGUGCCUCUGAUUCUGUCCUGAAUCUCCCAAUGUUCAGCUUCACUGCAUGGCCCUUUGAAAUAUACUCGGAGUCGAGAGAGGAUUUCAUGCUCUUUAUUCAGCUCAUAGUGGUGAGGAGGAAUGGAAGUUCCCCCAGAAUGUCUGCUUUAUAUACAUUAUUUACACAAUGGGCGCCAUGUGAUUGGCUAAUUCCGGGAUUCUCCUGUAGGCCAAUCAGGUUGUGGAUUCACUUCUACCUGGCGCUUGAUUGGGUGGCUCCUGUGGACCAGUGAGACUGCUGCAUUCUGAAUCCUAUUGUUCUAGGACCUAUCAGACUGCUGCAUUUUGGAUCCUAUUCAACUCAGUACAUAACACCCCUAUUGGGUAGACAUAUUGGGGGGAGGGACUCUAUCCACUUUCUUCACUCCAUGGAUAAUUUUAUACGCCUCUGUUGUGUCCUUUUUUCCCUCUCCUUUUUUUCUAAAUUAAAUUAAAAAAUCCUCCAAAGUUGAAACCUUUCUUCAUGGGGGAGUUGCUCCAGGCUGUUGAUAAUUUAGGCUGCAAGGCCAGACACCUUCAUCUGCCCUAGCUGCAACAAAACAUGGUCUCUCCUAUAUCCGUCUCUACAGCCAACCUUCCAACAGUCUUGACUUCACCCACAAAGGUGGUUCUUCUCCAUUGACUCCCGAGACAGAUGUGAACCAUUUCCAUUUUACUCUCCAUUCACUCAGUUUGAAGAUAUUCUUCCGGAGCACUUUACAACCACUUUUUGUUUAAAGCACCCUGAACAAUUUUGUAUCAACAGCAAACUCGGCUACCUCACUUUUCGUCCCUAACCCUGCACUAUUCAUGAAAAAGCUCAGACCUCCAUUACUGAUCUUUGGGGGACUCCAUUUUCUAUAUCCCUUUCUUUUCAGAACUGUGCAUUCCUUUCUGCUUUCUGUUCCUUAGACAGUUUCCUGAUCCAUAGACCUGCCUCCUUAUCUCAUGAUGGCAAAGCUUGCUGAGGAGUCUUUGGUGAACACUAGAAAUGGGAUACGGUCCUACAAACUGUUUCCCUGUAUGAAAUACAGAGAAUUACCGGCACUUACAAGCCAGAUGAACAUUGCUUUGCACUCCCGAGAGGUUGCUACGUGAUGUUACACAUGACCUAAUGAGGGCUUCUUUUUGGCAUGACCUUAAUAAAUCUGAAUGGCAAAUUACAUACUAAAUCAAAUUAAAGCCAUAAAUUCAUUAAAAAUGAUAAAUGUGUUGAUUAAAUUAAAAUGGUUAAUUAAAAUAAAAAUUAAAGCACAAUUUGUUAAAUUACACACAUUUACAUUUAGCACAUUCAAAGUAAUCUAAUUAGAAUAAAAUUGAAGAAAUUCAAUUUGGGCUAAUUUCAACCGGAAUUAAUCAAUAAAGAAAACACAGUUUCUAAAUUUCUUUGAAACUCAGAUUUUUAAAAGUCUUUGUGACUAAGGACCGUAAUUUAACCGACUAAACACGUUAUUAUUUACUAAUGAAAUACUAUAAGUACCCAUCGUUUGGCCAAAAUAUUCAGCAUGUAUUUGUCAUAUUGAUUUAACCCCAUGUAUAUCAGUCUCAUUUAUCUAAAUUACUAGUUUCCCAAACAUUUUAUCCUUGCAAGCCAUUUGCUUAAAUUUAGCUGUCCUGAAUAAUUGCUUCAGUCCCAGUUAGCAUUCAGAUUCAAUAUCUCUUAAUCUACACCCAGGAUUACAUUUUUCACCAAUACAUUCCUUAAGCAUGAUACAGUUCUGCCCAGGGGAAGCUACCCCCACGUCUACCACCAGGUGGCAGCACUCCAUUGCCUUACUUCCUGGUCGGGAAAUGUUAAUUUACUAGCUUAUUGAUAAAAAAUGGCAGUGUUUUGCAGCAAUGCCUCAGAAUUUUUUUGGGCACUGCAGCAUUCUAGAUUGUUAUUAUAAAACAUGGCACCACAUUUUGAAGUUCCUCUGGAAGGUGAAUUUAUGGAGAGCAUUGCAAAUCUUCUUUUGCGCAGAGUCAACAUGCUGGCAGGGCGCUGUCCUAAUUUAAGAACAAAACAAAUAAGGCAAGCCUUCUGGAUCAGGCCAAUAGCCCAUUUAAUCCAGCAUCCUGGACCUCGGCGCAAGAGCACUCUUGUGAUUUCCAGCAACCAGAAUUAAGAAGCAUUACUACCUCCCACCAUGGAGGCAGAGCAUAGCUGUCCUGGUCGGUAGCCAUUGGUAAAGGUAAAGGGACCCCUGACCAUUAGGUCCAGUCAUGGCCGACUCUGGGGUUGCGGCGCUCAUCUCGCUUUAUUGGCCGAGGGAGCUGGCGUACAGCUUCCGGGCCAUGUGACCAGCAUAACUAAGCCACUUCUGGCGAACGGGAGCAGCGCACGGAAACGCCAUUUACCUUCCCGCUGGAACGAUACCUUUUUAUCUACUUGCACUUUGACGUGCUUUUAAACUGCUAGGUGGGCAGGAGCAGGGACCGAGCAACGGGAGCUCACCCCGUCGCGGGGAUUCGAACUGCCGACCUUCUGAUUGGCAAGUCCUAGGCUCUGUGGUUUAACCCACAGCGCCACCCGCAUCCCAUUGGUAGCAGUCUCCAAUUGGUAGCAGUCUCCAGUUGCCGUGAAAAUGCUGUGACUGCGUCAGGGACUGGCUGGAUGAGGAAGAUUGGUGGGAGCUGCCCACCCAAGAGCUCCCCAGGGAGGGCACAGAAGACGAUGUGUUUAGAUCUCAGAUCCUGGUGGUGGGACCCUGAAGAGCAGCCUGCAGAAGGGAUGAACUGGGAGGUGCUAGAAGCAGGUGGUUUGAGCGAUCAGGAGAACGAAGGUCUUCCAGGACAGGGUUAGAAGCUGACAGUCACAGUGCGAGCACAGACUCAGAGAGGAGUCAGAGGUUGGCUCUGCUACUGUCCAGUGUCAGAGGAUCCAAACCCCCGCGGUAGGUUGCCGGGAAGGGAUAAGACGAGAAAAGUUCUUACCAGUGCUUUUUAUUCAAUAUUCACAGAGAAGGGCUAGAAAUGCAGCCUCUUGGAGUAACGGAGUUGCUCAGAGUGAAUCUCCACCCCCUCCGUCUCUCCCACUUCCUCAUGCAUCAUCGCUAUGGGUGCUGGAAAGGGCUUUUUGCCUUUGAGCUCUCUGCUCUCCUACUUUCAAUGCCUGCCAGGUUCUGGGAGAAGAGAGGUCUGGAAUGCUUUCUAAAGACACUGAGUCUGUCAGCUGUCUCUCCCCUGGUGCGUCUUCUUCUUCCCCCCUCCCCCAUUAUUUCCCAGCUUUGCCCCUCAUCUGCCUCUGAGCUGUGACCUCCCUCAAACCCUCUUGUAAUUCUGAACUGUCUCCUUCUUCUCUGGAAGGGUCAGCCUAGGGAGGCGGUCUCCACCAUUCCUCCUCUGCCCAGUCCCCGACAGCUACACAGCAGUUCCUGUCUGAUACCCUGAUCGAGGAGAGUCCUGCACAAUGCUGAACCAUGGGCCAGCCCAGCUCAGAGGUGGAGCUCGCCCCCUCGAUGCAGCCUUCACCUGCUUGGGAAGGAUCCAGAGUGAAAGUCUAGUGGGGUGGAGCUACUGGCCAGUUUCAGCAACAUCUUAGCUGGAUUAUCUUAGCAGAGGACUCUGCUGUUUUGUAGUUUUCUGCUAAUGAGGAACUAAUUGUAUUCCAUGCCUGCAGUGUGUGUACCUGCCCUGUGGUUGACCUGGCUCCUUGACAGCUCCUUGACAGACCAUCACUAAAACUCUGAAGACGUCACAGCUUCUCACUAUGUCAUUAAGAGUCCUGAAUUCUGCAAGUGGGGAUAGGGGGCAAGAAAGGGUGAGGGGAGGAGGAGGAGGCAGCCUAGCUUCUCACAGUGGUGCAGCAGGACUUGUGGGGAGGAGAGGGGCACUAGCUGCUGCAGCUGCUCUCCUCAAGCUCUGCCAGCCGGUACCACUCAAUGCAUCUAACUACAGUGAUGCUGGUGGCAGGAGGAGCUUAAGGCAGGCUUCCUCAGCCUCGGGCCUCCAGAUGUUUUUGGCCUACAAUUUCCAUGACUCCUAGCUAGCAGUACCAGUGGUCAGGGAUGAUGGGAAUUGUAGUCUCAAAACAUCUUGGAGGGCCAAGGUUGAGGAAGCCUGGCUUAAGGGGUCGUGGCCCUUCAGUAGUCAUAGCUGCCAACCAUAGAGACUACAUUGCUGGAGUGGAAGUGCAGCCUUGUAAACAUCUGGUGUGGUUGCCUCCUCUGAUGUCCAAGGUGGGUUGAUGGAAGCUUCACAGUUUUACCACAUAUCUUCUAAGGCUCCUGCAUAUAAUAGUAUUGUUAUAUAUUUCUCUUGGUAACAACCAUUGCGUAUGUAACCCGAGGUACCACUGUAUUUAUAUUGUUGGUUGCAUUGAAUUUGGUGUUUUAAUGACAUCUAACUCAAGGGGGGAAGACUAGAAAUCUAAACAGAUAAAUGCAAACAACCUCCCACUGCAAUGAUUUAGGGACUAAUUUGUUUAUGCCCAUCAAUCUGCAGCUGGAAUACAGAGAGUCUUUUGCUGGGCCAUGUCCAGCCAUGAUGUCAUUUUAUUAGUGUUUAUGAUUCAAUCUCCUGCCAUUAUUCAGCUGAAAUUACAGGCUCUCAUUUUCAUUUUUCCCUCAGUUUUACCCUCCCCCAGUUCAUGUAUUUGUUAAAGGCCAUUUGCCAAGCAUUUCCCAGAGGUUGUGGAUUCACCGGUACCCAGAAGAGCAGACAGCCCUGUGUCCCCACCUAAUUGAAGGCGCACGUGACUCCCAUUUUCUUGUUUUGCUUUCUCAAGAACCAAAUUACAGGCCAGACCGGAGGAGAACAUUGAUUACAAGCAAAGUGUCACAAGAACCAAUUAAAAGGCUGUUGAGAUUAUUUUUAUUACAAGUGAAAUGUCCCUGAAAUCCUCCUGCGUGCAAGGAAACAUCCACUUGAGGAAGAAAACUACUGAAGACAAGGCUCUUCAGUGUCGCUGGAACAAGCAUCUAUUGAUUGAGUCCGGGGGCUUCUGAGACUUGGCUGUAGGGAGCCAAAGUCAGCUCAAGGAAACAGUGUUUGAUUCUCUUCUCUUCACCCCCCCACCCUCAAUAUCUGUGCAAUCUAUAACCCAUUACUUUCUCCAGGCUCGUUCACACAUUACAACGAACACAGAUGCCAGCUGUCUCUACACAUGUACAGGUAUUUGUGCAAAAGAUCGAUUUGUACAGCUCAGCUAUUGCAUUCUUUCACACACCCCAGUCUGUGAGCUGUGAGAGGCUCCUGUGCUUAGUUUCUUUUGAAUGAAGACCAAUGGCUACUGUGGUGUCUUUAGGAUAUAUGGUUUAUUUACACCUGUAUACAAUCUGUAUACAACCACAGAGCCUAGGACUUGCCGAUCAGAAGGUUGGCAAUUCGAAUCCCCAUAACAGGGUGAACUCCUGUUGCUCGGUCCCUGCUCCUGCCAACCUAGCAGUUCGAAAGCAUGUCAAAGUGCAAGUAGAUAAAUAGGUACCACUCCGGUGGGAAGGUAAACGGUGUUUCCACAUGCUGCUCUGGUUCGCCAGAAGCGGCUUAGUCAUGCUGGCCACAUGACCCGGAAGCUGUACGCCGGCUCCCUCGGCCAAUAAAGCGAGAUGAGUGCCGCAACCCCAGAGUCGGCCACGACUGGACCUAAUGGUCAGGGAUCCCUUCACCCUUUUUACCUUUAUAACCUGAGCAUAGGAUGGAAGGGCUCACAGCACUAACAGCCCCCAACAUAUCUUGUCUGCCCAUUAGGUUCCCAGGGAGAUCCUCAAGCCACAGUUCUGAGUCCAGCACAGAGCAAGACAAGCCUCUCUUUCUCUCCAUCCUGGAAUGACAUGGUGGGAAAAGGCCCACCCAUUUGUCCCCAGAGCAACAGAGCAACCUCUUUGGACAUGCAAAUGGCUGUAGUUAACUGGCCAGCCAGGGCGAUUGCCUUAAGAAAGGAACUGUUUUGGCUGGUUUAGCAAGUUUCCUCUUAAACAUUUUACUUUUACAGCUAUAGGAUCACAGGUUUGGAAGGGGCCUGCAGUCGUCAUCAUCCAAACUGACUCCCCAAAUCUCUAACACUGUAAACAGUACACAGACCGUACACUCAGUGAACAUCACAUGUGUACAAGCGCACAGCUCAGCUUGUUUGUGUACACAGAUUGUAUACUCAUUAAAUGUAACAUGUGGAC
Molecule: messenger RNA, 10639 nt
Organism: Podarcis lilfordi (Lilford's wall lizard)
Lineage: Eukaryota; Metazoa; Chordata; Lepidosauria; Squamata; Lacertidae
Source: the annotation of a GenBank genome assembly